UUAGGCAUUUUCUUUGUUUUUUCCAUCUCUCGCCCGUUGCCCGUGAUCUCUAUCAUACGGCGGCUGACUAUUUUUUUAAAAACAUUUUUAUGAUGGCGGAGGACAGUGAAUCCGCGGCUAGUCAGCAGAGCCUGGAGCUGGACGACCAGGACACCUGUGGGAUAGACGGAGACAACGAAGAGGAGAAUGAGCAUAUGCAGGGGAGUCCAGGGGGAGAUUUGGGGGCCAAGAGGAAGAAGAAGAAGCAGAAGAGGAAGAAAGAGAAGCCAAGCUCGGGGGGAGCCAAGUCUGACUCUGCCUCCGACUCUCAGGAGAUCAAGAACCCUGGCUUACCCAUUCAGAAGUUGCAGGACAUCCAAAGAGCCAUGGAGCUGCUGUCCUGCCAAGGUCCUGCAAAGAGCAUUGAUGAGGCAGCCAAGCACAAGUACCAGUUUUGGGACACUCAGCCUGUGCCGAAGCUAAAUGAAGUUGUGACAAGUCAUGGGCCGAUUGAAGCUGACAAAGAAAACAUCAGACAGGAGCCAUAUUCCUUACCUCAAGGCUUUAUGUGGGACACUCUGGAUCUCAGCAAUGCAGAUGUACUGAAGGAGCUGUACACUCUGUUAAAUGAAAACUAUGUGGAGGACGAUGAUAACAUGUUCAGAUUUGAUUAUUCACCAAGCUUUCUCAAAUGGGCUCUGCGUCCACCUGGCUGGUUACCACAGUGGCAUUGUGGAGUGAGAGUUUCCUCAAAUAAAAAGCUUGUUGGCUUCAUCAGUGCCAUCCCUGCAGAUAUACGCAUCUAUGACACGCUGAAGAGGAUGGUAGAAAUCAACUUCCUGUGUGUCCAUAAGAAGCUGCGUUCAAAACGUGUAGCUCCUGUGCUAAUCAGAGAGAUCACACGGAGGGUGAACUUAGAAGGAAUAUUUCAGGCAGUAUACACAGCAGGGGUAGUACUGCCUAAACCUGUGUCCACAUGCAGAUAUUGGCAUCGUUCUUUGAACCCCAGAAAGCUUGUGGAAGUUAAAUUCUCCCACCUGAGCAGAAACAUGACCCUGCAAAGAACCAUGAAACUCUACAGACUACCAGAUAGCACCAAGACUCCAGGUCUGCGGCUGAUGGAGAGGCGUGAUGUCCGCCAGGUCACUGAGCUGCUACAGAAAUACCUGAAACGUUUCCAACUUGCACCUUCUAUGGGAGAAGAGGAGGUGGCUCACUGGUUUUUGCCACAGGACAACAUAAUUGACACAUAUGUAGUAGAGGGUGCUGGUGGUGUACUGACAGACUUCACUAGUUUCUACACUCUGCCCUCGACUGUGAUGCAUCACCCUCUCCAUAGGAGCCUGAAGGCUGCUUAUUCUUUUUACAACGUUCACACACAAACCCCGCUACUGGACUUAAUGAAUGAUGCACUGAUCCUGGCUAAACUGAAAGGUUUUGAUGUGUUCAAUGCCUUGGAUCUAAUGGAGAAUAAGAUGUUCCUGGAGAAGCUCAAGUUUGGCAUAGGAGAUGGAAAUCUGCAGUAUUACCUCUACAACUGGAAGUGUCCCCCUAUGGACCCUGAUAAGGUUGGCCUCGUCCUUCAGUAGCAGGUCUCUUCAUGGCUGCUACACAAAAUACUGAUUGAGAGGUUUUCAGCGACCUCUGCCUAUUCCUUACCUGGACAUACAGGUAGCCCAAGCUAGACAAUGAGAACUACAACCGUAAAACCAACCUGGUGACCGGGAGGCGGUUCACCCGGCACUUGUGUCAUCAAGAACAUUCUCAGUUCACCUGGAGGUGAAAACUCUUAAAUCAUCAACAUCCUGAAUGUGAAGUCAUGCUAUGCCUGAGAUACUCAUACAGUACAAUGCUCCUGACAUGAACACUCACAUUUAAAACAAACCAAUUUGACAUUCAAGAGGAUGCCUUGACAUUUGUGAAUUUUGUUUAGCUCUUCCUCAUCAGACACUUUGUUACAAGGGCCGGGCGUGUCAUUUAAUUUCACUGACAUGGAAGUAAUGUAAAUGAUAAUCAGCAAGUAAACAUGGCUAGAUAUAAUUAGCAACUUUUCUAAUUUUGUUAAUCCUGUCCAAACGAUUAUUAUUCCCAUCUGUUCUCAUAUCAUUGUGUUCUGAAGUGUCUCUGCUGGCUUUGUUGGAGCCUCAGUAGAAUUAGAAAUGCUGAGAAGGGGUUUCUUUGAUAGCUGACAUAUAAAGAGAUUUUUUUUUUCCCCCUAAACGGUUCUGGAGAAAAAUAUCCAAACUUUUAAAUCACAAACAACAUUUUCACACACAUAGAAACACAAACACUGUCAAAUAACACAUAACACAAAAAGGAAGGACUCAUCCAACCGGUGCAUUGAUAUACAUGUUUUUGUUAAAAAUAUAUAGUUACCUGUACAUUUAAAGCCAGAUCAUAUUUAUUCCUGUAGUGUGAGUUUGGGGUUUGGGAGGGCCGAUCCAAAGUAUUUUCCUCAUAAGUAGUGUAGAUGUCACUGAGUUUGUUCAGACAGUGUGGGUUUAAAUGGUUUUUGAUGAAGAAUGUAUUGCAUCAAUGAAGCACAAUUUUUCGGUUCUUAAACAAACAAAAGGGUCCUUAAAAGGUCAGUUAGCCCAGGUUUCAAAACAGAUGGGUUGCGGUACAUAGUGUACAUUCUUUCUUUAUUUCUUAUUUUUAAACAAAGGAUGUGAGCUGUUUUCACAUUAUAAACCUGUUUCUAGAGCUGGUGUUUUUAAUAGCCAAACACUCAAACAGCGUGUUAUUUGGUUAUAUUAACUGAUACAUUCAUUGCAUGUCAGUGGUGUGCCGUCCAUUUAGCAAGGCUGCUGAAUAAGGGGCAAAAAGUAACUGUAGUUAAAUUAAGUAAAGAAGAUGUGCUCAGUGCACAAGCAGGUCGGUGAGAGUUUAAGUACCAAAGGCUCGGAAAAUCACAAACACAAAAUAAACACAAAUUAAACCAUAGCCAAGUAAAUUUGACUUUUGUUUGUACUAAAAAUUUUGAAAUUGGUCAGUA
Molecule: messenger RNA, 2974 nt
Organism: Seriola dumerili (greater amberjack)
Lineage: Eukaryota; Metazoa; Chordata; Actinopteri; Carangiformes; Carangidae
Gene: nmt2
Product: N-myristoyltransferase 2
Exons: 12
Coding region: 90-1568 (492 amino acids)
Biological process (GO): N-terminal peptidyl-glycine N-myristoylation
Cellular component (GO): cytoplasm
Molecular function (GO): glycylpeptide N-tetradecanoyltransferase activity
Source: RefSeq, a predicted model, not a curated record